This is a messenger RNA of Knipowitschia caucasica, 300 nucleotides long. The record is from the annotation of a GenBank genome assembly. NCBI's taxonomy places the organism in Eukaryota, Metazoa, Chordata, Actinopteri, Gobiiformes, Gobiidae.
AUGGACAGCAGCCAUCCCAUCGAGAGAUCCGAUGGGAGUGUCUGGAGCAUGGCCAGCGGCAAACCCAUCGGCCGCGGUGAUGAGCUCGUGGACCAAACAGAUGGAUUUCCAAUCAUCGUCCGUCGACUCAAGAGCAGCAUCACGCGGAAAAUACGGCUGAAUCUUGACUCGGGACCUGAACAAGAAGGCGCUUUCUACUGCAUUUUUGAGUGGUCUCUUGAACAAAAAUGGACCCUAAAAAGCCCUCAGAUUUCAGUGGAAUACCUGGGGCUUCCUGGCUGGCGCGCGGGAGAGGUUUAG